This is a messenger RNA of Vespa mandarinia (Asian giant hornet), 1393 nucleotides long. Its product is annotated as cytochrome P450 4C1-like. NCBI's taxonomy places the organism in Eukaryota, Metazoa, Arthropoda, Insecta, Hymenoptera, Vespidae. The record is from RefSeq and is a predicted model, not a curated record. Gene Ontology annotation, molecular function: iron ion binding; monooxygenase activity; oxidoreductase activity, acting on paired donors, with incorporation or reduction of molecular oxygen.
ACAUUUUAUUGUCACUUUUAAUGAGGAGGCACAGUAUCUCGUAACAUUACUGAAAGAAGAAGGAAAAGGAGUAUCGAUUAUCAAAGAUUUACAGGAAUUUUUACCUGUACAUACUUUAAACGCGAUAUGCUAAAUGGCUAUGGGAAUCUCUUUAAGAGGAACGGGCGAAUUUGAAACUAAAUAUCGCCAUGCCGUUCAUGAUUUCGGCAGAAUAGCGGUCUAUAGAAUAGCAAGACCAUGGUACCAUUCCGAUACAAUAUUUGCAUUAUCGCAACGUGGUAGGCAACAAAAGAAAUUAUUGAAAACGCUUCACGGUUUUUCAAAAAAGAUAAUAGCAGAAAGAAUACUAUUUCACGAACAAACAAAGGGGAAAUAUUUACAAAAUGUUGAAGAAAUGGAUGAGAAUCUGAUUUUUUACGAAGAAAAUAAUAAAGAUCCCGUAUUUAAAGGAAGACUGGCUUUGCUAGACCUACUCAUAGCCGCUUCUCAGAAUGAUAAUCAACUCGAUCAAGAUGGAAUACGAGAAGAAGUCGACACCAUUAUGUUUGCGGGUUACGAUACUACGGCAAUGGCGUUAUGUUUCGCUCUGCUUCUUUUUGCAAAACACAAAGAUGUUCAGGAACGUAUAAGAAAUGAAGUGAAAACGGUUAUGCAACAAAGCGAUUGUAAACUAACUAUUCCGAUACUUCGAGAAUUUUCGUAUUUGGAAAGAUGUCUUAAAGAAUCACUACGUUUAUAUCCAAGCAUUCAUUUUAUAGCUCGAUAUAUAUCUCAAGAUCUGCAGUUGAUAAAUCCUGAUGUUUUCGAUGCGGAUACAUUCUUACCGGAAAAUACAAAUGGACGUAACCCUUAUUCCUUCAUUCCAUUCAGUGCAAGACCAAGAAACUGCAUCGGGCAGAAAUUCGCAAUGCUUAAACUCAAACUCAUAGUAGCUUACAUAUUGCACAACUUUUAUUUGGCACCUGUAGAUGAACUGGACGGAGUUAAAAUGAUGGGAGAUAUUAUAUUGCCCUCAUCGCAACCACUUCGUGUCGAAUUUAUACCUAUAAAAUAACAGUACGUCAUCUUUACCGGAAUUGCAUGCAUCAUUUCGAUGAUGUGAUCUAUAAGGCGAAAUUAUUAUAUGUAUAAUUUUGAGAUACGAAACAUAAUUACACCUUUUUUUCCGCUUAUUUUUAAUCUCUGUAUGUAUUUUUUCUUUUCUUUCUCUUCUCUCAUUCCUUAUUUUGUUCAAUUCAUUCAUAACUGACACAGUUAUGUAACAUUCUUCAAUGUAUUAAUUAAUCCGAUUAGUAUUGUUUGCUAGAUUCCAUUUUGCCUUCAUCAUGUCUCGAAAAAAAUAAAAAAAAUUUAUCAGCUCGGGAACUUGUCUCCUUCAUUUUCUCUUUUUUUU